Molecule: messenger RNA, 957 nt
Organism: Lotus japonicus
Lineage: Eukaryota; Viridiplantae; Streptophyta; Magnoliopsida; Fabales; Fabaceae
Product: peptide methionine sulfoxide reductase B5-like
Exons: 3
Coding region: 35-655 (206 amino acids)
Biological process (GO): response to oxidative stress; protein repair
Molecular function (GO): peptide-methionine (R)-S-oxide reductase activity
Source: RefSeq, a predicted model, not a curated record
UAAAAAAAUAAGAUAAAAAGCUAACAUGAUGUAAAUGUCCGAUUUGGAUUGUGCGCAUAACAAGAUGAUGACGAGCCUGAAUAUUGUAAGAACCACACCUCUUUGUGUUUCUACCAAAUCCAUUUUCUCGAACCUUCUUCUUUCUCAUUCCACAUCUCACUUCACCGUUUUCCCUUCAAACCCUAUCAUCACUCCCUCCUCCAUUUCCAUUCGUCAUCAGCAGCGGAAGCGUGGUUUCCGUGGUGGUGUUGUUGUAGCCAUGGCUGCACCUCAGAAAUCGGAAGAUGAGUGGCGUGCUGUUCUCUCCCCUGAGCAGUUUCGGAUUCUCAGGCAGAAGGGCACUGAGUACCCUGGAACAGGAGAAUAUGACAAGUUCUUUGCUGAAGGAGUCUACAGAUGUGCAGGUUGCGAGACUCCUCUCUACCGGUCGACAACAAAAUUCAAUUCUGGUUGUGGGUGGCCGGCCUUCUAUGAGGGUCUUCCUGGAGCCAUAUACCGCAAUCCGGACCCUGAUGGAAGGAGGAUAGAAAUAACAUGUGCUGCUUGUGGGGGACAUCUAGGUCACGUAUUUAAGGGUGAAGGAUUUCCAACUCCCACAGAUGAACGGCAUUGCGUCAAUAGUAUUUCACUGAAAUUUGUACCGGCGAAUACUUAGUUUUUUCCAAUGAAAUCUGCUGUAUGAAUUUGGUAGUCAAGAAUCAAGAUCCUUAAAUAAUCAAACACUGUACUGAAAUUGGGACCAAGUUUUAAAGAUUGAUGGCUGACUGAUUAUGAUACUGAAAUGAUGACUGAUCUUAAAUGAGCAAUUGUUCAUUUAUUCAUUUACUUCCUUCCUCUCUUGAGGCUGGAUCUUAGUAUGAGUUCUAUAUGGUUUCUUUAGUGUGUAAUUUAUGUUUGAACCUAUUGAGGGUUUGUAAUUGUUAUCUAUGGAUGGCACACACCAUCUUUUGUUUAUAA